Messenger RNA from Phyllopteryx taeniolatus (common seadragon), 6844 nucleotides. It is a transcript of the gene zbtb34, whose product is annotated as zinc finger and BTB domain containing 34. Gene Ontology annotation, molecular function: protein binding; RNA polymerase II cis-regulatory region sequence-specific DNA binding; DNA-binding transcription factor activity, RNA polymerase II-specific. The coding region runs from base 371 to 1990 and encodes 539 amino acids. Gene Ontology annotation, biological process: regulation of transcription by RNA polymerase II. The transcript is spliced from 2 exons. The record is from RefSeq and is a predicted model, not a curated record. Lineage: Eukaryota; Metazoa; Chordata; Actinopteri; Syngnathiformes; Syngnathidae.
UUAUGAAGAAAAGCUACAGGUUAUUAAAUGUACUAUUACACGCGACAAUAGGCACAACUUUGAAUAGACUGGUAUUGAAUAGUCAAAUAUACCCAGUCGACUGUAGAUCACUUUUACUGGAACUGAUACUUUGGUUAUCAUUAUCACAAUAUGAGGUGGUAUAUAGUACGCAUAUCAACGCACGUAUGGUUUUGGUGCACAAAUGUCAAAGCACGACUGUUCAAAGAAUACGCGAGGUAGCUAAAGGUGCGCAUGUGUGGUACACGCCAACACAGAAUUUCACACAAAUCCUUGGGAUUGUGGAACGAAAGCAGACUUGAGCGGAUAUUUUGCUCGCCACCGGUGCAGUGGAUGAGGCAAGAACAUUCCCAUGGCCACGUUGUGGAUCGAGAACAAACUGGAUCGCGACUCCUCUUCGUUUAUUAUGGUGGUUGACAAACUGGAGAAACAUAUUCUAGAAAUGGACGACGGCAGCUACAUCGAGUUUGAUGUGUCGGAGUUCAGCAACACCGUCCUGACUCAGCUCAAUGAGUUGCGACUGCAGGGCAAGUUAUGUGACAUCAUUGUUCACAUUCAGGGUCAGCCGUUUCGCGCCCACAAGGCCGUCCUGGCAGCUAGCUCCCCCUACUUUCGAGACCACUCGGCUCUCAGCACCAUGAGCGGCCUUUCAAUCUCAGUCAUCAAAAGCCCUGAGGUGUUUGAGCAGCUUCUUGCGUUCUGCUACACAGGUCAUAUGUCCCUGCAGCUCAAGGACAUUAUCAGUUUCCUCACCGCCGCCAGCUUUCUGCAGAUGCAGGUCAUUAUUGACAAGUGUACUCAGAUCCUUGAGAGCAUCCACUCCAAAAUAAGCCUCCCAGUUAAUACCUGCAGCCCAGAGAAGGAUGAUUCGCAGAGCAGUCGCAACGGGGUCAACGACAGCAACCUCUUCGUCAACCCUACGCAGAUCUCCCCCCCUUACUACUCCCGUCAGAGUCACGCAGGCCACGAAGCACGCUUGGAUCUGGCAGGAAAAGGCCUGGGUCGUGGGCGCCUGCAGCAAGAGGAAGGCCAGUCAGAUCGUGGCAGCACCGAUAGUGUGUCAGAGCAUGACGUUCCCAUGGAAGGAGAAAUGGAGCAAGUGGAACUCAUUGGCAAAGAUGGCCAAGUAACAGAUGUGCACGUGAAAGUGGAGAAAACCGAGAGGCCUACCUACUCCGAUAGUUCCUCGGCUGGCGAUGACGGCUACCACACCGAGUUGGUGGACGGAGAGCAAGUUCUGGCCGUGAGCGUGGGUUCUUACGGUCCAGUUAUCCAGUCUGCUGCCUAUUCCUACUCAGGGCUGUCUUCCCCGUGCUUUGUUAACCUCAGCAGCUCCAGUCCAUCCCGUUCCAUCCUCAGUGGGUUCAGAGGUGGUAGAGCCAGAGCAAAGCGCCCCCUGGCCAUCCCAGCAGCGGUACUGAGUCACAUCAAGCAAGGUGCGGACGACGGCGAGCCCGCUGUGGGACCCGCCGUGUUGGAGAACGACGUGCGAGAGCGUAGCCUGAGGAGUCAGUGGUACCCGUACAACGAACGACUCAUUUGCGUCUACUGCGGUAAGACGUUCAAUCAGAAAGGGAGCCUCGACCGUCACAUGCGCCUGCAUAUGGGCAUCACGCCUUUUGUUUGUAAAUUCUGCGGCAAGAAGUAUACGAGGAAAGACCAAUUGGAGUACCACAUCCGUGGCCACACGGACAACAAGCCGUUCCACUGCCAGAUCUGUGGAAAGUGCUUCCCGUUUCAGGGCACCCUUAAUCAGCACCUGAGGAAGAAGCACAUGGGAGCGUCCGAGGGCAGCAAUCACAUGGACUCUCCGGAGCGGACGGAGGGAAGCUCGGGUCAGAAGGACCAGGAGGAUGCCGCUGAGGGGAUAGCCUACGAGGCCCAAUAUGCAGAAGAGGCACCGGCCACUGAUAUGGAGGAGAGUUCCAAAUGCAGUCCAGAAGAGGCUCAGGCAUCCAGAUGUGAUUAUUAGGUUCUGCUUCAGGUUCAAGAAGCUUUAAGAAAUGUUAAUUUCAAAUCGACUUAAGGACUUUUCAGCUCCCUCUGCUAUAGACGUUUCUUACUUUAAGGGGUGCUGCUGCCGAUUUUGUGAACGCUAGGUGUCAAAUGCAGAGUAAAGCGAGUUACUUCGGGAGCUACGUACGUCGUACUAUUUUUGCUGAGGUCCCAUUUAUCUAGGCCCUCCCCCCCCCCCCCACCCCAGGAUGAUUUCUCUUUAUAUCUUUCCAUGUUUUUAAAAACAUAUUUACAGAGUUAUAUAGGCAUGUUGCAAUAAUUGAAAAUGUGAAAGCUCUGGUAAGAUGCUUGUCAUAUCACCUUUUUACCUGACCUGUUUUUGCACAUACGGCCACAGGAGGUCACUCACUCACUCACUAGGAAUUAUCUUUUCUUUUUUUUAAUUGCAUAGCUUUUUGUGACAUAUCCGUUCAAUACCUCAUGAUACAACUACACACUCAUCACAGUAUUCUCACGUCAAUGGAACUUACUUGGUUCUACCUCAUAGCCAAUAAUUUACCGGGCGCAGACAAGUUCACUGUUAGAACUCCAUUUUAGGGUGUAUGUACAGUAUUUUGCCAAACCAUGUGUAAAGAAUAUUCUCUCGAUAUAAAGCCUUCAUAGACGGGGGAAAUAUUCCUUGUUGAUUGUAUUGGUUAGACUAACAAAAAGGAGAUAUGCUCAAGUGAGUACAUUUUGUCUGAAAGUGUGUUUGUUUUUUUGGGAACAUUUAGAAAGAGGAGAACAAAAUAGAUGGCCCAGGAUACUUAAAGAUAGCAGUUUGCUGUCUAACAUUCAUUUCCAACAAACCGCAGAAUAUUUACCUCGUCACAAGUCCUGGUGGCAUGCUCGUCCAUAAGUCACGGUUUUCGACACUGUUCACUAUGAAAAGCGGCUUUUAUGUGAAGUCCACCAUACUGUACGUCCCCCCCGCCCCCACACUGGGAUGUCAAAUUUACAUCAGAAUGUGUAACUUGUUUUUGACCCGAGUUAGGUUAGGUAAGCUAGAACUCGUUAUUCAUUCAGUGCCGUCGCAACAACUCCGGAUCCGUUCACACACAGUACAGCAAAAGUACUCGUCAAUAAUAUGCAAAACGCAGCAAAGGAAUCUCAGCCAUUUUAACGUGUUUUUUUUUUUUUCUUCCGUUAUUUACAAGGACUAUUGUGUUUUUUCUUUCCGUUUUAUUUCAUGUUCAUUCUGUCCUACCUGCCAUCUUUGUUCUCUGCAUUGGUGCGGAUCAAAUAUAAAUGUAAAGACCAAGGUUAUUUUCAGAAGUCAAUACCACUUUUUGUUUGAUAUGUGUGGCUAAAACGAGAGAGAACUGUUUCAAGGUGGUGGAAAGAAGUACGUGAUACAAAGUAUUGAUGCACUUUGCAUAGUCAGUAGGUGGGAUUGAUGUCCCAGUGAUAGUUUGCUAAUCUCUUUUUAAAUCUGAUGCUGCAUUGUCAAGAGUAGGACAGUAGUACCAACACAGGAGUUACUUACGACAUGAUGAAACUCUGCAACCACAUGAUUACUAACGGCUACAAAUCACGCAAAAGGCUUUGUUGUGUUUUAUCGGUUUAUUGAACCAUAGGGCUUGGGCGUUGGGUAGAAGGUAGUAUACAAAGACUGUUUUAUGUUGAUAGUGAUUUUAUAGUUGAUUCUUACAAGGCACUUGUAAGGCCUGAUUGAUUAUCCUUUCAAGCGGUUUGGUCAUUUAAAGCUCCGCUCGUGCGGUCUUUCUUUGAUACAACGUUGCUGUCUUAUUUUCCAUCCAAAUGAGUUAAUGCCUUUCUUGUGGUGCAAUUUCGCUAUAUAGCAAUAUGAAAUGUUGUUUUGCCCAGUUGGAUCAAGAGGAUGGCCAUUAUCAUUUUUUCAUGUGCAGUCCUUAUAUUUACUGGGCAGUUGAGAAGUUUAAUCAAAUUUGGUCGUCGUCUUUUUUGUUGUUGUUGUUGUUGUUGUUGUUGUUGUUUGUGUGUGUGUGCGUGUGUGUGUGUGUGUGUGUGUGUAGGCAUUUAUUCUUUACAGUUUUGGUUGAUAGCCAAUUUGUUUUUUUCCCCCCAACGUCAACAUUAAUCUUAGAAUUGUUUACUACAUUUAUUUCCAUCAUGUUUAUUUUUGUCCGCUGCUGAUGGAGUCUAAUUUGAUUCUGCCAGCCAUUUCCCAGAAAUGAUUUGCGAGUGAAAGGUACAAACUGUUUCAACUCUCUUGUGCCAUGACUUCACACCAAAGAUUAGCACAUUAUUUUAGGUGUACAUUUUUGACUGUAUUUCAGAAGUGAAUGCUUAUCAGGACAAAUGGGUUAUUCAUUAAAUGUAGGCAGAGUUAAUUGCUAUUUGAGAGGAAUGUACACUCCCAACUUAAAACAAUCAUUUGUGUCAAAUCUGAACAAUUUGCGAUGAAGGCUAAAUUAUAAUUAGCAACAUUCAUUGAAGCCAUAAAUACUGUAGCUGUAGUAGUUGGUAUACAUUAUGUGCAAUAGGUAAUGUAAUUGUGUGAAGCCAAUGUAAACACACAAAAAAGAGAGCGUACUUCACAACAAGUGGCAUUUUAAACCUAGUGCCUUCCCACAAGCUUUACAUUUUAGAGUUUGGCACUUAGAAGAAUGUGCCUCAUUUCUUUUUAAAUGAAUUGAAACGAGAGACUUCGAUGAAACCUCGCCACGUGUAUUGUAAAGUCGUACCGACAAGAAAUUAGACGUCUCCAAUGUGUCAUCCAUUUUGUACUUCUUCAGCUCACGUCCUACCCCCCUUGUUCCCUUUGUAUCAAAUGAAAGGCAUGUUUUCGCUUCGGGUUUGAUUUUAUUGUCAUGGGACAAAUGACUAUCUGAGGUAGCAAGUGAUAACAAUCAAAUGAGGCUCUUGCCCCGUACUCAGAGAGAGAUUUGUUUAUCCCUCCACUCUAGCCAGUGAGGACAAUCCCAUUCAUGUGCCGUACUUUUCCGCUCUUUGAAUGAAUGAAUGAAGGAAGGAAGGAGAUGCAUGAAACGCACACAUCUACUUCCCUUUCCUGCCCCAAUAUUGGUUGGAGAGCAGCUGCUUGGAUAUUCAGUGAAGUAUGUGUGCAUUUAAAAAAAUAAAUAAAUAAAUACGCGUACCCUAUACUGUAGUUAAAUUGCACGUUUCGCAACCACAAAAUUGUAUACAAUUGCCAAUGGAUACUUUUGAAACUUGAGUUGUCCUCGAUUGUGCACUUAACACUUCUCGUUAAUAGUACAUAACAGUCCAUCUGGAAAUUGUAUCUAUCCAGCUACGUAUAAUGGCCUCAUUUGCUUUAGCAGGGGCCUUAACCCAUUAAAAAAUAUAUAUUUAAAAAAAAAAUGUUUUUUUUUUUUGGGCUAGUAAGGUUUUUUUUUCUUAUCAAAUAAGUAUAUAAGUCCAUGUAUAGGUAAAUGGCGGGGGUAUUGUUUAAAUGCUUUUCAUGUAGCUAUAUUUACUUAAGUCAUAGUACACACAAAACCAACUGACCUUGACACAAUCUCUGACUUUUUUUUUUUUUUUUUUUUUUUUGGUCAAACCUUAGUUCCACACACAAUGCAUGCGAUGCAUUAUUGGCCACAAGUAAUCAAAAGGAAGUGUUUACAGGGAAGGCUGUCAGACUACUUUUUGAAAUUGCAGCUCAUCCUCUUCUUAAACUCACUUCAGGUAGUUUACAAACACUGAUAUACCGGCUGAGAAAAAAAAAAUCUUACGUCUUCCAUAGCAUUUUUUUUUUUUUGUGGGGGGUCAGUGUCUGUCCACUGUGUAUUAUAAAAAGAAAGCAAUAAACUUUUAUAAAAGUGGUGCAUUUGGAUCAUCAAGCCUAUUGAAAUAUUGCCCUGUCAUAUCAAACAAACUGCAUGUCAGGGAGCUGUUAAAUUUAAAGAGAACCAGGAUAAUUUGAUAUUGAUUAGGGUUGUUUUUUUUUUUUUUUAUAUCUAUAUUUGCUGAAAACUUUUGGCCAGGUUGGCUUCAUCUUUAGAAGAAUAAUUAGCUUACUAAAUAUACAAUGUGUAUAUAUUAAAGAAAACGUGAAAUCUAGUGGUAGUCGGUGAACUGCAACUGAAGAACUGAGCCUGUGGCUCAGUCGUCUGACUGCACUGGGCAGAGUUGCACCUCCAGCUGUGUCAAAAUAUCGAAAGGGAUGUUUGGGCUGUUUAGCCACCUUUAGGGAGCGGGCUGUGUGUUGUCAUGUUCUGAUUUGGCGGACACUUCUGGCUCCUCAGUUUGCAUUUGAUCAAGAUGAGAGGGCUGUUAAUAAGCUCAACAACAAUUCCCUCAACACACUAUAAUGUCUCUGGCUCAUGUAUUUGGGGACAAGGCAAAAAGAAAAAAACAACAAAAAAAACUUCAAACUUUCAACUCAGGGUGUUUCGUGUUUAAAAAAUGGUCUCAUUGGGUAGCAUCCUAUGUCCGUAAUCGUGCGCUUCUCUUCAGGUGUCCUCAAGUCAGUGGUUUCCAUACAUUCUGCCUCAAGGUCUCAAUGAGUCCAUUCCGAUUAUGUUCCGGAGAGCUGAAGCUCGAGGUCCGGCGAAGGCCCCGAAAUGAGUCAUGACAGCACAUGUGCCCAAUCUCCUGUUUUGUCCACUCUCCACACAACCUCACAACCCAACUGUGAACCUCAGAACUCUACUGUUUUGUACAACUAUGAAGUAAAUGAAGCUAGCUCAAGCUGACGUAUCUGUUGCCAUUUCUUUGAGUUUUAUUUUAUAGCAUGAAAUAAAAGUAUAUUUAUUCAAAUGAUAUAUUUUACUCAUAAUCAUUCUGUGCAGCUUCAUUUUGGUCCUUAAGCUUGUAAAUUGCUUUUUUAUUAAGGAAAAAAAUGUCAAGAGAAAAAUGCGUUUGUAAAAUAAAGACGCUGAUUUGGCAA